Molecule: messenger RNA, 9489 nt
Organism: Acinonyx jubatus (cheetah)
Lineage: Eukaryota; Metazoa; Chordata; Mammalia; Carnivora; Felidae
Gene: MEGF8
Product: multiple EGF like domains 8
Exons: 42
Coding region: 767-9310 (2847 amino acids)
Molecular function (GO): protein binding; calcium ion binding
Source: RefSeq, a predicted model, not a curated record
GGUGGGGUUGGAUGCUCCGCAGUCCUCCCAGGGCCGCUCUGACCUGCGGCUCCGCGACUUCUCGUCUCCUCUCCAUCUUUCCUCCCACAGCGGCCGCUCGGCCCCCGCCCCCUCGCCCUCCCAGCGGGUCUUCCCAGGCCGCUCUGGCCCGAGCGUCCCCUCGUCUCUCUGAUCUGGCCCAUCCGGCUCCGGAGGGAGGCGCGGGUGGGUGAGCCAGGGAGUGCGUCUAUGGGGUUCAGGCCUGAGCCCCUAAAGACGGGCUCCGCCCCCGACACCCGCUCGCGCCCCGCCCCCGGCUGGAGGGGUCUCUCCCGGACCUUCCGGGUCUGGCCCGGCAAGACCCGCACCCUCUAUAGAGGCCCCCGCCGGGCUGUGGAGCCCUUCGCUCCCUGGGGACCCACCCGUAUAUAAGGUCCGUUUCGGCCUGCAGCGGCUCGCGUCUUUUACUGCUGGACACCGUUUAUGGGGUCAGCUAGCCUAUGGGGGCCCGUGACUAUAAGCGACUCCCACGGUCCCUAGGGCUUGGCCCCAUCCAUAACGACCCCAUUUACAGGCCCUUUCGUGGGUCUAUAGGAUCUACUCCUCGGUUUCCACAGCCCGUCUACAGCGGCGGCUCCCUUCUGGGGGGAGUGCAACUCCUGGACCUCCCUGGUCUACAAGGCCAUGUCGCGUCUAUAGAGGUCACAUUUGCAGGGCCUCGCGCCGCGUGGAGGGUCCUCUCCAAUCUUUACGGCCUGUCCCGUCUGUAAGUCUGCGGGAGGCGGAUAUGGCCCUGCGCCCGGCUCUGGCCGUGGCGCUGGCUCUAUCUUUGGCCCUGCUGGGGCCGCUGUCCCCCGGGGCCCAGGCAGGGGACUGCAAGGGGCAGCGGCAAGUGCUGCGGGAGGCGCCAGGCUUCGUGACCGAUGGUGCGGGCAACUACAGCGUCAAUGGCAAUUGCGAGUGGCUCAUCGAGGCCCCAAGCCCCCAGCAUCGGAUCCUGCUGGACUUUCUUUUCCUGGACACGGAGUGCACGUACGACUACCUGUUUGUGUAUGACGGCGACUCUCCCCGAGGGCCCCUGCUUGCCAGUCUGAGUGGCAGCACUCGGCCUCCGCCCAUCGAGGCUUCCUCAGGCAAGAUGCUCCUCCACCUCUUCAGUGAUGCCAACUACAACCUGCUGGGCUUCAAUGCCUCCUUCCGCUUCUCCCUGUGCCCCGGGGGCUGCAGCAACCACGGGCAGUGCCAGCCCCCUGGCGUGUGCGCCUGCGAGCCCGGCUGGGGGGGCCCUGACUGCAGCCUGCAGGAGUGCCCGGCCUACUGUGGCGGCCAUGGCACCUGCGCUUCGCCCCUGGGACCAUGCCGCUGUGAGCCUGGCUUCCUGGGACGCGCCUGUGACCUGCACCUGUGGGAGAACCAGGGGGCUGGCUGGUGGCACAAUGUGAGUGCCGGGGACCCUGCCUUCUCGGCCCGUAUUGGGGCAGCUGGUGCCUUCCUGUCCCCGCCGGGGCUGCUGGCUGUUUUUGGAGGCCAGGACCUCAACAGAGCCCUGGGUGAUCUCGUCCUGUACAACUUCUCUGCCAACACCUGGGAGCGCUGGGACCUGAGUCCUGCCCCGGCUGCCCGUCACUCCCAUGUGGCUGUGGCCUGGGCCGGCUCCCUGGUGCUCAUGGGUGGUGAGCUGGCUGAUGGCUCCCUCACCAGCGAUGUGUGGGCCUUCAGCCCCCUGGGCGGGGGCCACUGGGAGCUGCUCGCACCACCUGGCUCCAGUUCCUCGGGGCCACCAGGCCUGGCAGGUCACGCCGCCGCCCUAGUGGAUGACAUCUGGCUCUACGUGUCUGGCGGCCGCACCCAGCACGACCUCUUCUCCUCUGGCCUCUUCCGCUUCCGUCUCGACAGCACCAGUGGGGGCUACUGGGAGCAGGUGAUUCCAGCAGGCGGGCGGCCUCCUGCCGCCACGGGCCACUCCAUGGUGUUCCAUGCCCCCUCGCGCACCCUGCUGGUUCACGGUGGACACCGGCCCUCCACCGCGCGGUUCUCUGUGCGGGUGAACUCCACAGAGCUCUUCCACGUGGAUCGGCGCGUGUGGACCACGCUGAAGGGCCGGGAUGGGCUCCAGGGCCCACGGGAGAGAGCCUUCCACACAGCCAGCGUCCUGGGCAACUACAUGGUGGUCUAUGGGGGCAACGUGCACACCCAUUACCAGGAGGAGAAAUGCUAUGAAGAUGGCCUCUUCUUCUACCACCUGGGCUGCCAUCAGUGGGUGUCGGGGGCCGAGCUUGCCCCCCCGGGAACCCCUGAGGGCCGAGCAGCACCUCCCAGUGGUCGAUACUCACAUGUGGCGGCUGUGCUUGGUGGCAGUGUCCUGUUGGUGGCUGGGGGGUACAGUGGCCGGCCUCGUGGGGACUUGAUGGCCUACAAGGUGCCUCCCUUUGUGUUCCAGGCGCCUGCUCCGGACUACCACUUAGACUACUGCUCCAUGUACACGGACCACAGCGUCUGCUCCCGAGACCCUGAAUGCAGUUGGUGUCAGGGGGCCUGCCAAGCUGCACCACCUCCUGGAACCCCGUCUGGGGCUUGUCCAGCUGCCAGCUGCCUGGGCCUGGGCCGCCUUCUGGGUGACUGCCAGGCCUGCCUGGCCUUCAGCGGCCCGACAACUCCUCCCCGGGGGCCCGGCGCUCUGGGCUGGUGCGUGCAUAAUGAGAGCUGCCUCCCUCGGCCUGAACAGGCCCGCUGCCGAGGGGAGCAGAUCUCAGGCACCGUGGGCUGGUGGGGGCCUGCGCCUGUCUUCGUCACAUCCCUGGAGGCCUGCGUCACCCAGAGCUUCCUGCCUGGCCUGCACCUGCUCACUUUCCAGCAGCCGCCCAACGCCUCCCAGCCCGACAAGGUCCUGAUUGUCCGCAGUACGACCAUCACUCUGACGCCCAGCCCAGAGACCGACGUGUCCCUGGUCUACCGUGGCUUCAUCCACCCACUGCUGCCAGGAGGGCCCGGGGGGCCGGGGGCUGAGGAUGUAGCUGUGUGGGCCCGGGCCCAGCGUCUACAUGUCUUGGCCCGGAUGGCCCGUGGCCCUGACACAGAGAACAUGGAGGAGGUGGGGCGCUGGGUGGCUCAGCAGGAGAAGGAGACAAGGCGGCUGCAGCGCCCGGGGUCUGCUCGCCUCUUCCCACUGCCUGGCCGGGACCACAAGUAUGCGGUCGAGAUCCGGGGCCAGCUCAAUGGCUCGGCAGGCCCUGGGCACAGUGAACUUACCCUGCUGUGGGACCGGACCGGCGUGCCAGGUGGCAGCGAGAUCUCCUUCUUCUUUCUGGAGCCUUACCGCUCUUCAGCCUGUUCGUCCUACUCCUCCUGCCUGGGCUGCUUGGCGGACCAGGGCUGCGGCUGGUGCCUGACCAGCGCCACCUGCCACCUGCGCCAGAGCGGGGCCCACUGCGGGGACGACAGGACCGGCGGGUCCCUGCUGGUGCUGGUGCCUGCCCUCUGCCCGCUCUGCGAGGAGCAUCGUGACUGUCACGCCUGUACCCAGGACCCCUUCUGCGAGUGGCAUCAGAGCACCAGCCGCAAAGGGGAUGCAGCGUGCAGCCGGCGGGGCCGGAGUCGGGGCGCCCUGAAGAGCCCAGAGGAGUGUCCCCCGCUCUGCAGCCAACGCCUAACCUGUGACGACUGCCUGGCCAACUCCAGCCAGUGCGCCUGGUGUCAGUCCACCCACACCUGCUUCCUGUUCGCUGCCUACCUGGCACGGUACCCGCACGGGGGCUGCCGUGGCUGGGACGACAGCGUGCACUCAGAGCCCCGGUGCCGGAGCUGCGACCGCUUCCUGACCUGCCACGAGUGUCUGCAGAGCCAUGAGUGCGGCUGGUGCGGCAAUGAGGACAACCCCACGCUGGGACGGUGCCUUCAGGGGGACUUCUCGGGGCCUCUGGGUGGGGGUAACUGCUCCCUGUGGGUGGGGGAGGGCCUGGGGCUGUCUGUGGCCCUCCCUGCCCGCUGGGCAUAUGCCCGCUGUCCAGACGUGGACGAGUGUCGCCUGGGCCUGGCGCGGUGCCACCUGCGGGCGACCUGCCUGAACACACCCCUCAGCUACGAGUGUCACUGCCAGCGGGGCUACCAGGGCGAUGGCAUCACAUACUGCAACCGCACGUGCUUGGAAGACUGUGGCCACGGUGUGUGCAGCGGCCCCCCUGACUUCACCUGCGUGUGUGACCUGGGCUGGACGUCAGACCUGCCCCCGCCCACGCCCGCCCCAGGACCCCCCGCGCCCCGCUGCUCCCGGGACUGCGGCUGCAACUUCCACAGCCACUGCCGCCGGCGGGGGCCUGGCUUCUGUGAUGAGUGCCAGGACUGGACGUGGGGGGAGCACUGCGAACGGUGCCGGCCCGGCAGCUUUGGCAACGCCACGGGCUCGGGCGGCUGCCGGCCCUGCCAGUGCAACGGGCAUGGGGACCCGCGCCGCGGCCACUGUGACAACCUCAGCGGGCUCUGCUUCUGUCAGGACCACACCGAAGGUGCCCACUGCCAGCUCUGCUCCCCCGGCUACUAUGGGGACCCUCGGGCUGGUGGCUCCUGUUUCCGGGAGUGUGGGGGGCGUGCCCUCCUUACCAACGUGUCCUCAGUGGCGCUGGGCUCACGCCGGGUUGGGGGGCUGCUGCCUCCAGGCGGUGGGGCAGCAAGAGCUGGGCCAGGCCUGUCCUAUUGCGUGUGGGUUGUCUCAGCCACCGAGGUGCUGCAGCCCUGUGCCCCUGGGACCCUCUGUCCCCCCCUCACCCUCACCUUCUCCCCCGACAGCAGCACCCCCUGCACGCUGAGCUAUGUCCUGGCCUUUGAUGGAUUCCCGCGCUUCCUGGACACUGGUGUCGUCCAGUCGGACCGUAGCCUCAUUGCUGCCUUCUGUGGCCAGCGGCGGGACAGGCCUCUCACUGUGCAGGCCCUGUCUGGCCUGCUUGUCCUGCACUGGGAGGCCAACGGCUCCUCGUCCUGGGGCUUCAACGCUUCUGUGGGCUCUGCCCGCUGCGGGUCAGGGGGCCCAGGGAGCUGCCCUGUCCCCCAGGAGUGUGUGGCCCAGGAUGGGGCCGCAGGUGCUGGACUCUGCCGAUGUCCUCAGGGCUGGGCUGGCCCCCACUGCCGCAUGGCUCUGUGUCCCGAGAACUGUAACGCCCACAGCGGGGCGGGGACUUGUAACCAGAGCCUGGGUGUGUGCAUCUGUGCUGAGGGCUUCGGGGGUCCUGACUGUGCCACGAAGCUGGACGGCGGGCAGCUGGUCUGGGAGACCCUCAUGGACAGCCGCCUCUCAGCUGACACUGCUAGCCGAUUCCUACACCGCUUGGGGCACACCAUGGUGGAGGGACCUGAUGCCACCUUGUGGAUGUUUGGGGGCCUGGGCCUGCCCCAGGGGCUGCUAGGAAACCUGUACAGGUACUCCGUGAGCGAGCGACGGUGGACACAGAUGCUGGCGGGAGCCGAGGAUGGGGGCCCGGGCCCCUCCCCUCGCUCCUUCCACGCGGCUGCCUAUGUGUCCGCCGGCCGUGGUGCCAUGUACCUUCUGGGGGGACUCACGGCCGGGGGUGUCACCCGCGACUUCUGGGUCCUCAACCUCACCACCCUGCAGUGGCGGCAGGAGAAGGUUCCUCAGACUGUGGACUUGCCAGCAGUUGCCGGUCACACCCUAACUGCCCGCCGCGGCCUGUCCCUGCUCCUGGUGGGCGGUUAUUCCCCCGAAAAUGGCUUCAACCAGCAGCUGUUUGAGUACCAGCUGGUGACUGGCACCUGGGUGUCCGGAGCCCAGAGCGGGACACCCCCCACAGGUCUCUAUGGUCAUUCUGCCGUGUACCACGAGGCCACUGACUCCCUCUACGUGUUUGGGGGUUUCCGCUUCCACGUGGAGCUGGCAGCCCCGUCCCCUGAGCUCUACUCCCUGCACUGUCCUGACCGCACCUGGAGCCUGCUGGCCCCUUCCCAGGGGGCAAAGGUCAGGAAAAGAGGUCACACAAGAAAUGUGGGAUUCAUCUCAAGCAGCCAGUGCCAGGUUCCCGGGGAACAGGGCAUGGGGGUUCGGGGAGUUCGGGGAAGGGAGAUGGCCCUGGGGGCUGCUCUGAAGAGUGAGGGAGGUUUCCUGGAGGAAGUGCGGGUGUCAUCCCAACAGCCACGCCCCCGGCUUUUCCAUGCCGCAGCCCUGCUAGGGGACACCAUGGUGGUCCUUGGGGGGCGCUCGGACCCUGAUGAGUUCAGCAGUGACAUUCUACUCUACCAGGUCAACUGCAACGCCUGGCUCUUGCCCGACCUCACCCGCCCAGCCUCUGUGGGACCCCCAAUGGAGGAGUCUGUGGCCCAUGCCGUGGCGGCAGUAGGAGGCCGCCUGUACAUCUCAGGUGGCUUCGGGGGAGUGGCCCUGGGCCGCCUGCUGGCCCUGACCCUGCCCCCUGACCCCUGCCGCCUGCUGCCCUCACCUGAAGCUUGUAACCAGUCUGGGGCCUGCACCUGGUGCCAUGGGGCCUGCUUGUCCGGAGACCAGGCUCAUAGGCUGGGCUGUGGGGGCCCCCCAUGUUCCCCAAUGCCUCGCUCUCCGGAGGAAUGUCGACGUCUCCGGACCUGCAGUGAGUGCCUGGCCCGCCACCCCCGGACCCUGCAGCCUGGAGAUGGAGAGGCAUCUGCCCCCCGCUGUAAGUGGUGUACCAACUGCCCCGAGGGCGCCUGCAUCGGGCGGAAUGGGUCCUGCACCUCAGAGAAUGACUGUCGGAUCAACCAGCGAGAGGUCUUCUGGGCCGGGAACUGCUCAGAGGCUGUAUGUGGGGCCGCUGACUGUGAGCAGUGCACCCGGGAGGGCAAGUGCAUGUGGACGAGGCAGUUCAAGAGGACAGGGGAGACCCGCCGCAUCCUCUCGGUGCAGCCCACCUAUGACUGGACCUGCUUCAGCCACUCUCUGCUGAAUGUGUCCCCAAUGCCGGUGGAGUCAUCGCCCCCCCUACCCUGCCCCACUCCCUGUCACCUCCUGCCCAACUGCACCUCCUGCCUGGACUCCAAAGGUGCGGAUGGGGGCUGGCAGCACUGUGUCUGGAGCAGCAGCCUCCAACAGUGUCUGAGCCCCUCCUACCUGCCCCUGCGAUGUAUGGCCGGAGGCUGUGGGCGGCUGCUCCGGGGACCCGAGAGCUGCUCCCUGGGCUGUGCUCAGGCGACCCAGUGCGCCCUGUGCCUGCGGCGCCCCCACUGUGGCUGGUGUGCCUGGGGGAGCCAAGAUGGGGGUGGCCGCUGCCUGGAGGGUGGACUCAGCGGUCCCCGUGACGGGCUGACAUGCGGGCGACCUGGGGCCUCCUGGGCCUUCCUGUCCUGUCCCCCUGAAGACGAGUGUGCAAAUGGACAUCACGACUGCAAUGAGACACAGAACUGCCACGACCGGCCACACGGUUACGAGUGCAGCUGCAAGGCGGGCUACACCAUGGACAACAUGACUGGGCUGUGCCGCCCGGUGUGCGCCCAGGGCUGCGUGAAUGGUUCAUGUGUGGAGCCCGACCACUGCCGCUGCCACUUCGGCUUUGUUGGCCGCAACUGCUCCACAGAGUGUCGCUGCAACCGCCACAGCGAAUGCGCGGGUGUGGGCGCCCGUGACCAUUGCCUGCUGUGCCGCAACCACACCAAGGGCAGCCACUGUGAGCAGUGCCUCCCUCUGUUCGUGGGCUCGGCUGUGGGGGGCGGGACCUGCCGGCCCUGCCACGCCUUCUGUCGUGGCAAUAGCCACGUCUGCGUCUCCAGGAAGGAGCUCGAAAUGGCCAGGAAGGAACCAGAGAAGUACUCGCUGGAUCCAGAGGAGAUUGAAAACUGGGUGACAGAGGGGCCUAGUGAAGACGAGGCUGUGUGUGUGAACUGCCAGAAUAACAGUUAUGGGGACAAAUGCGAGAGCUGCCUGCACGGCUACUUCCUCCUGGAUGGGAAGUGUACCAAAUGCCAGUGCAACGGCCAUGCAGAUACAUGUAACGAGCAGGACGGGACGGGCUGCCCGUGUCAGAACAAUACAGAGACGGGCACGUGCCAGGGUAGCUCGCCCAGUGACCGCCGAGACUGCUACAAGUACCAGUGCGCCAAGUGCCGGGAGUCCUUCCACGGGAGCCCGCUGGGCGGCCAGCAGUGUUACCGCCUCAUUUCCGUGGAGCAGGAGUGCUGCCUGGACCCCACGUCCCAGACCAACUGCUUCCAUGAACCCAAGCGCCGGGCUCUGGGCCCCGGCCGCACUGUCCUCUUUGGCGUGCAGCCCAAGUUUACCAACGUGGACAUCCGCCUGACGCUGGAUGUGACCUUCGGUGCUGUGGACCUCUAUGUCUCCACCUCCUACGACACCUUCGUGGUCCGUGUGGCCCCUGACACGGGCGUCCACACCGUGCAUAUCCAGCCACCUCCACCCCCACCGCCUCCCCCACCCCCUGCCGACGGCGGACCCCGGGGGGCCGGGGAUCCAGGAGGACCCGGGGCCGGGAGCGGGCCAGGUGCCCCGGCGGAGCCCAGGGUGCGGGAGGUGUGGCCACGGGGCCUGAUCACCUACGUGACUGUGACAGAGCCGUCGGCCGUGCUCGUGGUUCGUGGUGUGCGGGACCGGCUGGUCAUCACCUACCCGCACGAGCACCAUGCCCUCAAGUCCAGCCGCUUUUACCUACUCCUGCUGGGCGUGGGGGACCCGAGCGGGCCCGGCGCCAAUGGUUCAGCUGACUCUCAGGGCCUGCUCUUCUUCCGGCAGGACCAGGCUCACAUCGACCUAUUUGUCUUCUUCUCCGUCUUCUUCUCCUGCUUCUUUCUCUUCCUCUCACUCUGCGUGCUCCUCUGGAAGGCCAAGCAGGCCCUGGACCAGCGGCAGGAACAGCGCCGGCAUCUGCAAGAGAUGACCAAGAUGGCCAGCCGCCCCUUUGCCAAGGUCACCGUCUGCUUCCCGCCUGACCCUGCCGCCCCGGCCCCUGCCUGGAAGCCGGCUGGGCUCCCACCGCCCACCUUCCGCCGUUCGGAACCCUUCUUGGCACCCCUGCUGCUGACGGGGGCCGGGGGGCCCUGGGGACCUGUGGGAGGAGGCUGCUGCCCGCCCGCCGUCCCGGCCACCACUGCCGGCCUGCGAGCCGGGCCCAUCACCCUUGAACCCACUGAAGAUGGCAUGGCCGGUGUGGCCACUCUGCUGCUCCAGCUGCCCGGAGGACCCCAAGCACCCAACGGCGCCUGCCUAGGGUCGGCCCUCGUCACGCUGCGGCACAGGCUGCACGAAUACUGUGGGGGUGGUGGGGGUGCUGGGGGCAGUGGGCACGGGGCUGGCGCAGGCCGGAAGGGACUGUUGAGCCAGGACAAUCUCACCAGCAUGUCCCUCUGACCCACGGUGUGGUCCUCAGCCACAGCGACUGAGUACCCUGAUAACGCCACCCUGGAUUCAGGGCUCCUCCACUUGGCGGCCCCUGGACACCGUGUCCUCAGAGACCUCUGGCUCCCUUUCCCCGGGGCUCCCCAGACAGGGCAUUUGACGUUCUGCAUUCAACAAUUAUUUAUUGAAUA